AUGGCAGGUCACGAAAUUACUGUAAAUAGAUUUUAUUCAUUAUGUACCAAAGAAAAUUUUAAUCAAGAAUUUAAAACUUGGUCUAGUGGGAAUGCUAACACCGAUAAGAUUAUCCAAGAAUCUCAAAUUAAUUACGAAUAUCUGUAUGAAAAGUUACAAUGGAUGCCUUAUGAUAAUUUUCAAAAUAUCGAACACAUAGCAGAUGGGGGCCAUGGAUCUGUGUAUUCUGCCAAAUUAGAAAAUGGAAUAAAAUGGGGAUGGAAUUUUAUCAAACAGGAAACAAAGGUGGCUGUCAAAAAUAUGCAUAUUAGCAUCAAUAUGGAUAAUGCUGUCAUGCGACAACUUAAAAUUGCUGAUGAAAAUCAAAAAAAUACAUCAAAAUCUCAAAAGCAAGAAUUAUUUAAAUUAUUUUCAUAUUCAAGAUCUCAAAUCUGGAAAUCUGCAGAUCCUAAUUUAUUAUUAAAGUCCAAUGAACCAACUGCUUUAGAUGUCAAUAAUACUUAUGAUAUAACAUAUUAA
Messenger RNA from Diversispora eburnea, 519 nucleotides. Lineage: Eukaryota; Fungi; Glomeromycota; Glomeromycetes; Diversisporales; Diversisporaceae. The record is from the annotation of a GenBank genome assembly.